This is a messenger RNA of Notothenia coriiceps (black rockcod), 1872 nucleotides long. RefSeq names its product ankyrin repeat and SOCS box protein 13-like. The record is from RefSeq and is a predicted model, not a curated record. Gene Ontology annotation, biological process: protein ubiquitination; positive regulation of protein catabolic process; intracellular signal transduction. Gene Ontology annotation, molecular function: protein binding. Bases 1 to 402 code for a protein of 133 amino acids. Lineage: Eukaryota; Metazoa; Chordata; Actinopteri; Perciformes; Nototheniidae. The transcript is spliced from 3 exons.
AUGUCAACCACUGACUUCAUCGUGGUUCUGCCCUCGUUUUGCGUGUCUUUCUUUCCCAAAGGGGCAAAUGUGAAUGCUGCAACGUUACAUGAGACAACUCUUCAUCACGCAGCCAAAACUAAGAGCGUCGACUUGAUCGAUCUACUUGUGGAGUUUGGGGUGAACGUGUACGCGAGGGAUAAUCUGAAAAAAAAGCCCAUCCACUACACCAGUCUGGGAUCUCCCUCGUAUCUCUCCCUUGAGUUCUAUGAGAAUACCCCUCUCAGUCUACAGCAGAUCAGCAGAGUGGCUGUGAGAGGGGCUCUCGGCAUAAGAGCAUGUGAAGUUGUUUCCAAGCUGGAUCUGCCCAAUCGCAUCAUACGUUUUCUUUCUUACAUGCCACCUCCAGUUAUUGAGAUCUAGACAGCAAUGAGACACCCAAGAUUCAGCUUCCAGGAAAAUCCAGACCGAAUAUGUCUGCUGACCCUGCAGAACUCAGAAAGUCUGACAGGAUGUUGAAGUUGGCAGAAGUGCAGCACAGAGGAAAUGUCUUAACACUGCCAAACUAGCUUGGUGCAGAGAGAUUUCACAACAUCAACAAAUCUGAAUGUUUACCAAAGCAAAAUAGACAACUUUGAUUUAUGUACCACAAACUGAUCGUGAAGUUCUGGCUUGCCUGUCAUCAAACAACUGCCUGGUUACACACCCAGCAAACACACAGCAAUAAGUCAUGUUUAAAAAAACACAUACAUUUUAAGUCCAAUAUUUACUUGCAUUCAACUCUAAUUCUAUCUUCUGGCUCCCCACUAACCUUUACUUUACUCAAACUCAACUCUGCUGUUUGUCAUUAUCUUGUUUUCAGGAAAAACAAAUGCUUUUAAGGGUUAAGAGAGAUGAGGCCUGGGCUGUGUUCGAAACAAUAUACAAACUUACUGCAUAGUACCACAAAGUCAAUCUGUAUGUACUCUAUACUGCCUACUAAAUUAACAAUUAAUAAGGCCAUGACCAAAAGACUGUUCACACUCAAGUUAACUCAAGUAAUAUGUCUUAUUUGAUAACCUAUGUGUUCCCAUGCUUUCACUCAGCUGUAUUCAUAAUCAGUUAUUGUAACCGUUCAUUUUUGUGCAGUGCACCACACCAUUGUACCGUCCGAGGAGCCGCCAUGCACUGUGCGUCAGUUGAGUAUGUUAAGGCUUAACAUACUCUUAUACUUAACAGUUAAGUAACCUAACUUCUCUUACUCAGAAAUUCUUGUUAUUCUAGAAAACAUCCUGGUGUUUCUCACUUAAACAAAAUACACAAACGAUGCAGUUGGAACAUAAAUAUACGAAUUAUUGCAUCAUAUCAGCAUGAAUAGUAUUUUAGUACAUGAUUUUUGUUUGAAAGUCCCACAGAUUCUCCUUUUAGCCCUUUGCACUUGUUACGGCAACAACUUAUCUUUAUUACUAUAACUAUUCCGAUGGCCUUACAUUACCUCCAGCAGAGCUUAACCCACCUUUACCCUGAGCACAUUCCAUGUACGGCCCAAACAAUGAAUCCCAGAAGCUUUAUCUAAUCAAUGGCUUUUUGGAGAUUAUAUAAUAUAAAAUAUAUAAACCUGAACUUGGCUUUCUCAAUAUGAUCAAGUAAGUGUGACUUUAUUAUAGAUCCUGUAAUAUUUAACUAAACACAGAGGGAACAUGAAGUCGUUUUAUAACUAGGGUUAUAUCACUGUAUUUAUUUGUAUAUAACAUGAAAGUAUUUAUUUUUAAUGUUAAUGUGUAAAUAAUACAGAUGGUUCUACCUCGAUUAAAUGUGUCUAAGUUAACAGACCACUUGAGUAUUUUAAAAAUAAUUCUCCAGUGUUGUUUUCUUUUGUAACUGAACAACAAACAUCAUCAUUGAUAGAUAUUU